Messenger RNA from Penicillium verhagenii, 2811 nucleotides. Its product is annotated as DNA repair protein RAD16. The record is from RefSeq and is a predicted model, not a curated record. Lineage: Eukaryota; Fungi; Ascomycota; Eurotiomycetes; Eurotiales; Aspergillaceae. Bases 1 to 2811 code for a protein of 936 amino acids. Gene Ontology annotation, molecular function: ATP-dependent chromatin remodeler activity; ATP binding; metal ion binding. The transcript has 10 exons.
AUGAGAACCCGAAGAAGCAUUGCUCUGGACUCUGAAGCUGGACCCCUUGAUUCUACGUCAUUGAAUAAUCCAUCGACGGUGGAGCCCCUGCAAGUGAGCGGGUCUUCUCAUUCCAAAUCAGGUGGUCGCGUCAUCAAAGAUUCCGAAGAUGAGGGUUCCGAUGCCCUUGAUAUCGACACUGCCAUGGACCAAUAUCCAUCAGCAAGUAUUGAGGUGGUGGUCCCUAUCAAAAAGCAUGAAUCCCCAAUGGAUUCCUCUCGGAGCUCUCUGGGUGUUCUCUCAGCUGACGGAGUGACCGGUUACAACACCCCCGCCACCAGCGUGAGUGCAACAGAUUUCACUAAACCUCGGGCACGGGUCAAUGCAUCAGCUCGUGCGCAGCAGCUGCGCGUAACUAGAGCGUCCCGUGCAACUCAGAGGGGAACCAAAAGGUCGGUUGACGAGAUGGUACCAGAGGCCAUCAAGACCAUGGAUCGUUUCCAACUGGAUGCAGCGCUGGCUCGUGCUCUUCAAGAGGAAGAAUACGACCAGCCGCAGCCCACUAAAAGACAGAAACUUGCCCCAAGGGCUACUCGUGCAAACGUGCAAGUUAAGACCAAUGAAAAGGCAUAUGAUAUGUCAGAUCUGGAAAGCUUACCAGAACUGAAUGAUUAUUCCUCCGAAGAACUUGACUACAGUGAAAGCGGUAUUUCAGAUGCGAUUGAAAGUGACGUGGAUGAAGAGCUUGAUACUGUACCGGCAAGCCGGGCGCCAUAUUCGCGGACAAGACCAUCCAUCGUUCCUUUCGGCUUCCCGCGUAAUGACGAGGAUGAUGGAUCGCUACCACCUACCUGGGAAGAGCAACGGAAACUUCGACGUAAAAUAGCCGAUCGGAAGAAGUUGGAGAAGCAGCAUCCAAUUAUUAAGACCAUGUGGGAUGAUCUCAAGGCUGAGCCCAAAAUUGCCCCAAAGCAAGCAAAGCAACCAGAGUCGAUCACUCGUAAACUGAAACCAUUUCAGUUAGAGGGUUUGAACUGGAUGAUGGAGCAGGAAAAGACCGCGUACAAAGGUGGUCUUUUGGGCGAUGAGAUGGGAAUGGGAAAGACAAUCCAGGCGGUUUCUCUGAUCAUGUCCGAUUUUCCGCAACCUAAUCCGACCCUCGUCCUUGUACCCCCAGUCGCUUUGAUGCAGUGGGUAUCUGAAAUCAAGGAAUACACCGAUGGCAAAUUAAAAGUCCUCGUUUACCAUGGCUCAGACUCCAAGGUCAAAAAGCUCACCGUAUCGGAUAUUCGAAAAUACGACGUGAUUAUGAUCUCUUACUCGAGUCUGGAGUCCAUGUUUCGAAAGCAAGAGAAGGGCUGGGCUCGUAUCGGUGGAGUUGUCAAAGAGGACAGCGUCAUUCAUGCAAUUCAUUACCACCGGCUUGUGCUGGAUGAAGCGCAUAGCAUCAAGCAACGUACGACUGGUGUUGCCAAGGCCUGCUUUGCCCUGCAAGCCACCUACAAAUGGUGUCUGUCUGGCACUCCGGUGCAGAAUCGCAUUGGCGAGUUUUUCUCCCUGCUCCGUUUUCUUCAAGUCCGCCCAUUUGCUUGCUAUUUCUGUAAGCAAUGUGAUUGUUCACAGCUUCAGUGGACUGCAAACAAGCAAGGCCGUUGUACAGAAUGCAACCACACGGGCUUCAAUCACAUCUCGAUUUUCAACAAGGAAAUUCUCAAUCCAAUCACGGAGGGAAAAACAAAAGAGGAGCGAAAGUCAGGGUUGACGAAGCUUCGCCUCAUUACUGACCAAAUUAUGUUGCGCCGGAUGAAACAAGAGCAUACGUCGUCAAUGGAGCUCCCGCCGAAGAGGAUCAUCAUCCGCAAUGAAUUCUUUGGCGAGAUUGAACAUGAUUUCUCGCGUAGUAUCAUGACCAACUCGACUCGGAAGUUCGACACAUAUGUCAGUCAAGGUGUCAUGCUAAAUAAUUAUGCGAAUAUUUUUGGUUUGAUCAUGCAGAUGCGCCAGGUGGCCAAUCAUCCCGACCUCAUUCUCAAGAAACAUGUUGAGCCUGGGUUCAACAUUCUUGUAUGUCGAGUGUGUGAUGAACCCGCUGAAGACGCUAUCCGAUCUCGUUGUCGACAUGAAUUCUGUCGUAAAUGUGUGAGGGAUUACAUCCACUCCUUCGAUGAGAGUUCGACGGUGGAUUGUCCACAGUGUCAUAUUGCUCUUUCCAUCGAUCUCGAGCAACCGACCAUCGAACAGGCGGAAGAGACGGUGAAGAAAAACUCGAUCAUCAAUCGUAUCCGCAUGGAAGAUUGGACCUCCUCAACUAAGAUUGAAACUCUGGUGUAUGAACUUUACCAACAACGGAACAAGAGUCAUACCCCAAAGUCGAUUAUCUUCUCACAAUUCACAUCCAUGUUGCAGCUUGUGGAGUGGCGUCUACGUCAUGCAGGAUUCAACACGGUCAUGCUGGAUGGAACGAUGACCCCCGCACAAAGACAGAGGUCAAUUGAGCACUUCAUGACAAACCCUGAGGUGGAAGUGUUUCUGGUUUCUCUGAAAGCCGGUGGUGUUGCCCUUAAUUUAACGGAAGCAUCCCGAGUGUUCAUAGUUGAUCCAUGGUGGAACCCUGCAGCAGAAUGGCAAAGUGCCGAUCGAAGUCAUCGCAUUGGUCAACAGCGGCCCUGUGUGAUCACUCGGCUCAGCAUUGAAGACUCGGUCGAGUCUCGAAUUGUUCAAUUGCAAGAGAAAAAGGCCAACCUCAUUCGAGGCACUAUCAAUAAGGAUCAAGAUCAGGCUCUUGAGAAACUGACCCCUGAAGACAUGCAAUUCCUCUUUCGGGGUUCUUAG